GCCGCUCGGUGCGAUGCAGUCGCUCGGCGAGCCGAGGCCGGCGCUGCGCUCCUAGGCCGCGCCAGGAGCCGCUCUCCGGGGGCCGCGCGUUCUCUGCCGCCGAGCGCGGCCGCGGAGCUGCGGGCAUUGCCGGAGGCCGGCGCGCCGUUACUCAGCAGAACCGGCACCCCUCCCCCGCCGGCCCCGCGCUCCAGCCGUCGGGAAGGUGCGGGGCCGCGCUUGGAGCCGCCGCGCGGAGCGCCGGGCGCAGACUAGAAGAUGAAUAAUCUUUCCUUUAGUGAACUGUGUUGCCUGUUCUGUUGUCCACCAUGCCCAGGAAAAAUUGCCUCCAAACUGGCAUUCUUACCUCCUGAUCCCACGUACACACUCAUGUGUGAUGAAAGUGGUAGUCGAUGGACUUUACAUCUCUCAGAGCGAGCAGACUGGCAAUAUUCUUCUAGAGAAAAAGAUGCUAUUGAAUGCUUCAUGACUAGAACAAGUAAAGGUAACAGGAUUGCCUGUAUGUUUGUGCGUUGCUCACCUAACGCCAAGUACACUUUGCUCUUCUCACAUGGAAACGCUGUUGACCUAGGUCAGAUGAGCAGCUUUUACAUAGGACUGGGUUCACGGAUUAAUUGCAACAUAUUCUCAUAUGAUUAUUCUGGAUAUGGUGCGAGUUCUGGGAAGCCAACAGAGAAGAAUCUCUAUGCUGACAUUGAUGCUGCUUGGGUGGCUCUUAGGACAAGGUACGGCAUCCGCCCUGAAAAUGUGAUUAUAUACGGUCAGAGUAUAGGAACAGUACCAUCAGUGGAUCUUGCUUCUAGGUAUGAAAGUGCAGCUGUAAUUCUUCAUUCUCCACUGACCUCAGGAAUGCGAGUAGCUUUUCCUGACACGAAGAAGACAUAUUGCUUUGACGCAUUCCCAAACAUUGACAAAAUUUCUAAAAUAACGUCUCCUGUGUUAAUAAUUCAUGGGACUGAAGAUGAAGUAAUUGACUUUUCACAUGGCCUAGCACUGUUUGAACGUUGCCAGAGACCUGUAGAACCACUGUGGGUAGAAGGAGCGGGCCAUAAUGAUGUGGAACUCUAUGGACAGUACCUUGAAAGAUUAAAACAGUUUGUGUCACAGGAACUGGUGAACUUGUAGCAUUCUUUGUAUAUUUACAUGCUUUUUCAUUUCACUGCAAAACUCCCUGCCUCGAUAAAUACAUAACAAAAGACCUGAAAGUUGUGUUUUCAAAUCAUCUUGGUUGCCUUCAUUAAAUGUACAGGUAAUGAUUUGUCAACAUAAUUAAUGAAGGUUUUAAUGCCAGUAUUAUAAACUGGAAUUACGUGAUAAUGCAGUCAAGCUUGGCAGUUCAUAUGACUCUGUGUGAGAUUUUUCCUUCUUAGAUGUAAAAAAAAAAAAAAUCACAAGGAGUACUGUAUGAACUUUUAAUUAUAUAAAAUCAAAUGCUGUAAAAGUGUUGCCAAAUGCUUUAGCAUAUCAAAAACAAGUUUAUAAAUAUUUUUUAAACAUCUCAAAAUGUACUGUGACUUAUUCUGUUGCACAGGUGUAUAUUAAAAAACAGAGUUCUCAGCAGUUGUUCUGUAAAAAUGUAAUAGCCAUGAAGUUUGAGCAAAUAGUGUAUGUAAUGAGAACGAACAGUCACUGGAAAUGACCCAUGCCCUGUUACAGGGGGAGAGGGUCAAAAUGGAUCUCUACAUAUGUCUCACCUUUUGCGAUUAGUUUUACUUGAGCUGUUCUGUUCUUGUGUUGUCCCUUACCUUUCAGGUUAUUACAAAUUUACACUCAUUGUCAGCAGCCCAUAGCUUGCCAAAAUAAUGCCACAAGUUACCAUUUUUAUAAUGUAAAUAAAAUUCACAUGACUGCUACUGAGGCCACCAAUUGCAUUGAAACCAGUGAGACUUGCAAAACCUAAAAGGCUUUAUGGACAACAUAGUUCUAAACAUUGAUUGUGUAGACAUACAAUAUUUCACUAGAAGGAACAUGGAAGUUUAUCUAAUUUUGUAAUAAUUUACAAGACUGCAGUUGUCUGAUCAGGCUUAGUUUUGGAUGCUUUAGUGUAAAAAGCUUACCAUUUUUUGAGUACUGUAUGGAAAUUUUACUAAUCACUCAUGAAUGGGGUGGGAGGAGGGGCAAGAAGAGAAUGUUGCCAUGUUUCUAUUAAGUAAUAAUAAAAUAAACUUUGCAAGCUGCCUUUCCCCUGAAUGCGUUUUGCUUGAAUAAAACUAUGAAAAAUAAAUUUAAUUAUAUGUAGCCUAUUUGUAAAUGAAGUAAUAUUCCAACAAUACACACUGUGCUUCUAAUUUUAAGGCCUUAUGUAGUUUAAUUGUUCUGUUUGGUUUUUGUGAUUGAGUCUGUUGUACUUAAAUGGAGCUUCAAAUAUUGUGAAGACUUUGGUUAAUAUGUGUUGACUAACAGUAAACUAUAUUCCACACA
Molecule: messenger RNA, 2421 nt
Organism: Apus apus (common swift)
Lineage: Eukaryota; Metazoa; Chordata; Aves; Apodiformes; Apodidae
Gene: ABHD17B
Product: abhydrolase domain containing 17B, depalmitoylase
Exons: 4
Coding region: 259-1125 (288 amino acids)
Biological process (GO): protein depalmitoylation
Cellular component (GO): plasma membrane; endosome membrane
Molecular function (GO): palmitoyl-(protein) hydrolase activity
Source: RefSeq, a predicted model, not a curated record